Paraglomus brasilianum is the source of this 468-nucleotide messenger RNA. Lineage: Eukaryota; Fungi; Glomeromycota; Glomeromycetes; Paraglomerales; Paraglomeraceae. The record is from the annotation of a GenBank genome assembly.
AUGCUUACAAUUAAGAACCUUUUUAUGUUUGCUACCAUUCUUGUCUACCUCGUGGGAGCGUUUGCUGCUCCUAUAGAAAAUUAUGAUUCACAACUAAACCUAGAUUCGCAUAUUGCUAAACGAGCAGUUACUGAUAAAUGGUGCAAGGGAUUCAAAAUUGCCAAACCAUCUUUCAGUAGGAAUAACAAUCAAGUCAAGGCUAACAGUAGAGUUAAAGUAACGUGGGAAAAUGGAGCAUCAAAAGUCGUUCGAGUUAACGACCUUGAAUUAAUGCAAGAGGGCGUAGGAUUGCUGAAAACUUAUUGGCAUGGAAACCGACCCUUUAAGGAUGGAGAGACAUCUCACACUAUUAAGUUUGAUGUUCCUCCAACGGCUAACAGGAAUAAGCCAUUCAUGCUUAGAAGCUGGGGACGUACUGAAAGUGGACCUGAUUGUACUGUAUACAGCAAGCCCUUCAUGUUUGAUUAA